Molecule: messenger RNA, 1142 nt
Organism: Zymoseptoria tritici IPO323
Lineage: Eukaryota; Fungi; Ascomycota; Dothideomycetes; Mycosphaerellales; Mycosphaerellaceae
Exons: 1
Coding region: 143-1102 (319 amino acids)
Source: RefSeq, a predicted model, not a curated record
AAACGCAGCACUGGGCACGUUCCUUCCUCAUUCGGACAGCGCAAUUGAUCACCUAGACAACCUCGCUCUCACAGAGAGACAAAAAGAUCUCCACCUUCGUCUUUUGACCCUCGCCUUGAGAGCCGACACAUGGUACCCCGACAUGGCCGACACCGACCUCGAGCUCCAACGACAGGAGGAGGAGUACCGACAAGUCAAGACAAAGGCUCGCGCAGCCGAAGCCGAGUAUCGCGCAGCAUGUCAAAACUAUCUCGCGCGAACAGAAGACAUCCGACGACUUGAAAGGGAACUCGCAUCGGCGCAGGAUAGUCUCAAGGCAUCACACGCUGUGAUGCUCCAAGCAGACGAGAAGAACAAAGCAGUUAAAAGCGAAGCGCUCGCCACCGGAAUCCGAUAUGAAGAUCGAAAGCUCGCGGCGCAGAAACUCGCUCGUGAGAAACAACUCUGCACCGACGAAAAGGCACGCCAACUCGCACAACGUCAGGCCGAAUCGUACAGACUUCAGCAGCGGCAAUCUCAACAGCGAGCAGAAGCCGAACAGAAAGCCAGGGAGGCGUGCGAAGAGAUCGUUCGCCAGGGCAUACAGCGCCGGGAGAAACUUCGCCAGGAAGCCGCGGAGCGCGCGCGGGCUCGCAUGAAGGAAGCCGAGGAACAACACACGCGCGAGGACAAGCGGCGAUGCGAUGAGCGGGCUCGAGCCAAGAGUCAGCACAACCCCAAGGAUGUCAACUUCCCCGAGAAAGUCCCUCCGACACCCAUUCCGCCAGCAACGCCAGCGAAACGCUGGUACGACCGAGUCGAGCGUGCGUUCGCUGAUUACUCCCUCAUGGAGACCUUUCCGGAUCCACCUGCGCCUCUCACUCCCUGCAAGAAACCGAACUGCGUCGCUAGCAAACCUCAUCGAGCGCUGAGUGCGUGUCCGUGCGAGAUCGAACGCCUCGUCACUUCACUUCAGCUGCCGUUGAAGAAGAUGCGGCAGGCGUUCCAUCCGGAUCGAUUCUGGAAGUGUAAGAACGAGCAUCGCAAGGGGUUUCAGAUGAAGGCGAAAGAGGUGUUUCAGGUGGUGGAUGCGAUGUUUGGCAAGGAGAAAGGAGUGGCAUAGAGAAGAUUCAUAUGAGUUGAUGCGAGAUGGGGUAGAUCGU